ACGGUAAGCUCCACAUCAAUUUCGAAACCAAAUCAAGUUCCACUUCUCCAGGAUGGAGAGGGAUCUGUCCCGUCGUCGAUCCUCCUACUUCUCCGGCUGCAUGAUGUCCCCCUCCUGCUUCCCCGUACACGAUGAGAUGGAGUACUCGCACAUUAACGCGUACUGCUGUAGUAGUGCCGGCGACAACAAGCGAGGCAAGCGGUGGCGGAAUCUACUGAGGCGGUUGAUGAGAGACAGAAAGAGCCUGCAUGGAUCGAGACCCCUGUCUUUCAACUACGAUGCGGUUAGCUAUUCUCAGAAUUUUGACGACGGCUGCCAUCACGAAGAAUCUGCCCAUUGCUCGCAAGUAACGUCGACAUGUAAGAUGGAAGUUUAAAGAGUGACGUUAUUGUUAAUCUUGCGUUUAUUGAUAUGAAUAUGAUCUGUUUUUGCUGUAAGUUUGUUCAGAUCUGUUGGGGUUUUUUUUUUUUUUUUUGUAAAAUUAUAUGUUAAUGAUCUUCAGAUUCAAGUGAAGCAUUUCAGAUCAUUGGCCAAUUUAUUGCCUUCGGUACAUUAGAUAAGAAAUUAGUUUAUUUUUG
Molecule: messenger RNA, 578 nt
Organism: Rubroshorea leprosula
Lineage: Eukaryota; Viridiplantae; Streptophyta; Magnoliopsida; Malvales; Dipterocarpaceae
Source: the annotation of a GenBank genome assembly